Molecule: messenger RNA, 2856 nt
Organism: Elgaria multicarinata webbii
Lineage: Eukaryota; Metazoa; Chordata; Lepidosauria; Squamata; Anguidae
Gene: MCM6
Product: minichromosome maintenance complex component 6
Exons: 17
Coding region: 10-2487 (825 amino acids)
Biological process (GO): DNA replication initiation; double-strand break repair via break-induced replication; mitotic DNA replication
Cellular component (GO): MCM complex; nucleus
Molecular function (GO): single-stranded 3'-5' DNA helicase activity; ATP binding; single-stranded DNA binding
Source: RefSeq, a predicted model, not a curated record
GAAGGCGCUAUGGACCUGGCAGCGGCGGGGGAGGCCGGCUUGGCAGCGGCGGCCGCGCUUAAGCAGAUCCGCGAUGAGGUGGCCGAGAAGUGCCAGAAGCUGUUUCAGGACUUCCUCGAAGAAUUCCAGAACAGCGAUGGAGAAGUUAAAUACUUGCGAGAUGCAGAGGAGUUGAUUCGCCCAGAGAGAAACACAUUAAUUGUAAGCUUUGUAGAUCUGGAGCGGUUUAAUCAGCAGCUUUCUACCACAAUCCAAGAAGAGUUCUAUAGAGUCUAUCCUUUCUUGUGUCGAGCUGUAAAAACCUUUGCCAAAGAUCAUGGAAACGUUCCUCCCAACAAGGAUUUCUAUGUUGCUUUCCAAGACCUACCUACGAGGCACAAAAUUCGAGAAAUGACCUCAGCUCGAAUUGGAUCGCUCAUGCGUAUUAGUGGGCAGGUGGUCCGGACUCACCCAGUUCACCCAGAGCUUGUAAGUGGAACCUUCCUGUGCCUGGAUUGCCAAACGGUGAUAAAAGAUGUGGAGCAGCAGUUCAAGUACACACAACCCAACAUCUGCAGAAACCCGGUCUGUGCCAAUAGGAAACGGUUUCUCCUGGACACCAAUAAAUCCCGAUUUGUUGACUUUCAAAAGGUUCGUAUUCAGGAAACGCAGGCUGAGCUGCCUCGGGGGAGCAUUCCUCGCAGCGUUGAAGUGGUCUUGCGUGCUGAAGCUGUAGAAUCAGCACAGGCUGGUGACAAGUGUGACUUCACAGGAUCCCUCAUUGUUGUGCCAGAUGUAGCCCAGCUGUCCACCCCAGGUAUACGGGCAGAAACUGGCUCUCGGGUAACUGGGAAAGAAGGAUAUGAAACCGAAGGUAUCAGAGGACUUCGUGCACUUGGGGUCAGAGAGUUGUCCUAUAAAUUGGUCUUUCUAGCAUGUUACGUUGCACCAACAAACCCAAGGUUUGGUGGCAAAGAGCUCCGAGAUGAAGAACAGACUGCAGAAAGCAUUAAAAACCAGAUGUCUGUAAAGGAGUGGGAAAAAGUAUUUGAAAUGAGCCAAGAUAAAAACCUUUAUCACAACCUUUGUACCAGCCUCUUUCCUACUAUUCAUGGUAAUGAUGAAGUGAAGCGAGGGAUUCUACUCAUGCUGUUCGGUGGAGUACCCAAGACAACCGCAGAGGGCACUUCAUUGCGUGGCGACAUCAACGUUUGUAUUGUUGGCGAUCCAAGUACUGCCAAGAGUCAGUUUCUUAAGCACGUGGAGGAAUUCAGCCCCCGAGCUGUAUACACCAGCGGAAAGGCCUCCAGUGCUGCCGGCUUAACAGCCGCUGUUGUGAAAGAUGAAGAGUCAUAUGAAUUCGUCAUUGAAGCUGGAGCUCUGAUGUUGGCAGAUAAUGGAGUGUGUUGCAUUGAUGAAUUUGAUAAAAUGGACAUGAGGGAUCAAGUUGCCAUUCACGAAGCGAUGGAACAACAGACUAUAUCCAUUACCAAAGCGGGAGUUAAGGCUACGUUGAAUGCCAGAACCUCCAUUUUGGCAGCAGCUAACCCAGUUGGUGGACAUUAUGACAGAGCAAAGUCUUUGAAACAGAACAUAAACCUAUCAGCCCCCAUCAUGUCUAGAUUCGAUCUCUUCUUUAUACUCGUGGAUGAAUGCAACGAGGUUACAGAUUAUGCCAUUGCAAGGCGCAUUGUGGAUCUUCAUUCUAGGAUAGAGGAAUCAAUUGAUCGUAUUUAUACACUGGAUGAUAUCCGAAGGUACCUUCUCUUUGCCAGGCAAUUUAAACCAAAGAUUUCUAAAGAGUCAGAGGAUUUUAUAGUUGUACAAUAUAAGCGCCUUCGCCAGAGGGAUGGCUCUGGUGUUACAAAAUCUUCGUGGAGAAUCACAGUACGGCAGCUGGAAAGCAUGAUUCGACUGUCGGAAGCAAUGGCACGGAUGCAUUGCUGUGAUGAGGUUCAUCCAAAACACGUGAAGGAAGCCUUCAGGUUAUUAAACAAAUCUAUCAUCCGAGUUGAAACUCCAGAUAUCAAUUUAGACCAAAAUGAAGAACAACCCAUGGAAGAGUCUGAGGCCCCAGACGGAGUCGCUGGAAAUGGGGAGACUGUCGCUGUGAACGGCAUGGUGAAUGGCAUCAAUGACCACGCAGAUGAUUCGGGCAAAGAUUCAGUACCAAAGGCUUCCUUAAGGCUUAGUUUCCCUGAAUAUCGCAGAAUCUCUAAUCUCAUUGUGAUGCAUCUGAGAAAAGCAGAAGAAGAAGAUGACGAUGCCUCCUUGAAAAAGAGUGAGAUUAUCAACUGGUACUUAAAGGAAAUUGAAUCAUCAAUAGAUUCUGAAGAAGAACUCAUCAAUAAAAAGAAAACAAUCGAGAAAGUUAUCCAUCGUCUUACACACUAUGACCACAUUCUAAUUGAGCUCACCCAGACAGGAUUGAAAGACUCAGCGGAAGGACAGAGCUUUGAUGAAGACCCUUAUCUCGUCGUUAAUCCUAACUAUUUGCUCGAAGAUUAGGGAUUAUGAAGCAGUGUUACAGGAUCAACAUAUCCAUUUCCUGCUAGAACCCAUUGCUUACGGUCUGAUAACAGCAUCUCCAUUGUAUGUAGUGGUUAACCUAAAGAGCUUUGUCACAGAAUUCACCCACCUUGUCUUUGUAAUAAUCUUUUUUUUAUAUAGAUAAGAGUCUAUAUUCUUCUCAAAGGAGUCAUGCGACCUGAUAAGGGAGUUGUUUAAAAAGAAGCUGACUUAAUCUUAAUACUUCGUCUGUAUUUUACUUCGAGAACUCGUUACAGUUUCAAUACUGUGAUCUUAUGCUGUAGAUUGGAAGGGGGGGCAGCACCUGCCUUAUUUGUGUUAAAUAAAUAAAGCCUUGUCUGUAUAUGU